Vanderwaltozyma polyspora DSM 70294 is the source of this 1659-nucleotide messenger RNA. RefSeq names its product Pch2p (gene PCH2). The record is from RefSeq and is a predicted model, not a curated record. The coding region runs from base 1 to 1659 and encodes 552 amino acids. The transcript has a single exon. Gene Ontology annotation, molecular function: ATP binding; ATP hydrolysis activity. Gene Ontology annotation, biological process: reciprocal meiotic recombination; meiotic recombination checkpoint signaling. Gene Ontology annotation, cellular component: chromosome; nucleus. Lineage: Eukaryota; Fungi; Ascomycota; Saccharomycetes; Saccharomycetales; Saccharomycetaceae.
AUGUCAUUUAUCGUUGAUGUCGAAGUUAGACAGAGCACUAUCAGGCUAGUUUAUCAAUCCUUGAAAGAAGAUUAUUCAAGUGACAAAUGUGGACAAGAAGCUGAUGGAGGUUAUAUGUUGCAACUAAAAUUGUUUAACAAGACUAUUACAAAUGUUAUUGAGCGAAUGCUGUCUAGGUUACCUCAUGAUGAAUUGGUUAGCAGAGUUAUUACUUUAAAGGACUUAUUAAAUGAAGGCCAUGGAAGCAUUGAGAUAUCUGAACCACCUACAGAGGCUCAAACAAGGAUUAUAAAGAGUUUGGUUAAAGUUAUUUUGCAUCAGCAACAGCUCUCGAAUGGAACUUGCGGUACAGAAGAUGGUCAAGAUAACUUAAUAUUAUCAUUAUUUAUUGAAAGAAUAUACUGUGAAUUUCUACCUGAUACUUUCCCUGACGAUAUUCAAGUGGAUGAAACUGAUCAAAUACAUAAUUUAAUUAGAGUCACCUUCCAGACUAUGAAAAAUCCCUUUUUAGAAUCACAGAAGUGUAUUAACAAUAGAUACUAUAAAACGUCAUUAUUCUGUUGUACUAAUAACGUAGGUGUUGAUAAAGAACCGCCGAUAGAAGAGUUCGAUAAAAUUGAUUUAGAGAAUAGUAACGAAAUAUCAAGUGUUGAAGGUGAAACGUUGAAUUCUUUUCCCAGAAGUAAGAGUCAUAUAGAUUUCCUUCCAAUAUCUGAUGAAACUUUGGGUUUAAUAAAUGUCAAUCUACUACCGUCUAGAAAGUUCGAAAAUCUGUGGGAAUCACUUUAUUUUGAUCAAGAUAUUAAACAGGUCCUAUACAAUUACUCUACAAUAUCUUUAAAAAUUUCCAAUUUUAUUUCUCAAUCGAAUUCCAAGGAAGAUCUGAUUCAUAAUGGUAAUAACAAACUUCUUUUGGUUCAUGGUCCACCAGGUACAGGUAAAACGACAGUAUGUAAGGCUCUUUGUCAAAAAUUAUCUAUAAGAAAUAUAACUGGAAACGAAAAUAUUGUCAAACUUGAUAAUUACAAUGGGAUACUUUUAGAAAUAUCUUGUUCAAGAAUAUUUUCUCGUUGGUUUGGUGAGUCUGCUAAAAAUUUAACAAAUAUUUUUAAAGAUAUAGAAAACCUAUUAAUUCUAAAUGAAUCCACAGGUCGAUUUGUAUGUCUGUUAAUAGAUGAGGUAGAAGCUAUCGCAUUUUCGAGAGACAGUCUAUUAAGCAAAAACGAAACGACAGACAGCGUUCGUGUCGUUAGCACUUUGUUGACGCUUUUAGACUCUUUGAAGAAAUAUAAUAAUUUAUUGGUUCUGGCAACCUCUAAUUUACUAGAUUCCUUAGAUUCUGCCUUUUUAGAUCGCUCAGAUGGUAUAUUCUAUAUUGGGAAUCCCUCUCGAAUGGGCAUAAAACAAAUUCUUUUAUCAAGCAUUAGCGAAUUAUUGGAUUUAAAUAUUUUGAGGUCAAAUUACCGGAAAGUGGUAUUGAAGAACAAAAAGUAUAAUGAAAUCUUGGAUACUUUAAGUGAAGAAUGUUUUAAAAAAAAACUAAGUGGUAGGUAUACCAAAAAACUUUCCUUGAAAUGUAUUUCAGAACACUUUAGAGGUUUGCCAAUAAAUUUGGAUUCAUUCUUAAUCGCAUUGUCACAUUCAAUAUGCCAAAUUUAG